GAGAGAGGGGCGCGCGCGGCAGCGCUCUUGGAGAGAUCAGAAUCAUUCCCAUCACUCUCCGGCGGCCGGUCACACCCGUUGUCACAUCGCAGAACUGCCAGGCUGAAUGUUGCACAACAAAGGAUGACGCUGGCAAGCACGAGAAAAGCGGAAAGGAGUCAUAAAAGACCCGAGGACCGCGUCAACACAGACUCCCCGUGGAAGAGCGCACAGAAAAGAAAAUUUCAUGAAGAAACUGUUAACUUGAAGAAGAAAAGCAAAGAAAAGCUGGYAAAUUCUCCCCACUCUACAAACUAGAAUGACGACUCUCGGUUCAUCUGAUGCAGAAUUCUGUGAACUUGGCAUUUUGGGGACCCGGAUUUCUGAAGGGAGAUUUUGUYAAACAUUUAUAGCGGUGCUUGCAUGAAAAUGGUGGUUGUGACAAGAAGCCUGAGGAUAACCCAGUCAGUGGGAGAGCUGGUGCCGAGACAGUUCAGUUCUCCGCCAGUGACGGCGUCCAUCUAAAGCUCCCGACAGAGGCGCAGCUGCUGCAGGGCUGGGGAUGUGAUGGGGUGACUGCUGACAUCCCCUUUCACCCACCCCCCUUCUCUCGCUUUACAAGCAGGGCACUAAAAACAAUGGAUGCAAAUUUCUCAACCGUACGAGAUGGCAAGCAGCUCACGCCGGAGCGAGACUCAUCCAAACGCGUUCUGACAGGAUGCUUUCUCUCCCUGCUCAUCUUCACCACGCUGUUGGGCAACACCCUCGUGUGCGUCGCCGUCACCAAGUUUCGACACCUGAGGUCGAAGGUCACGAACCUGUUCGUCAUCUCUUUGGCUAUCUCUGACCUUCUGGUCGCGAUUUUGGUAAUGCCAUGGAAGGCGGCCAUGGAGAUUGUGGGGUUUUGGCCGUUCGGAGCUUUCUGCAAUGUCUGGGUUGCGUUUGACAUCAUGUGUUCCACUGCCUCCAUCUUGAACCUGUGUGUCAUCAGUGUCGAUCGUUACUGGGCCAUCUCCAGCCCGUUCCGUUACGAACGGAAGAUGACCCCGAAAGUGGCGUGUCUGAUGAUCAGUGUGGCGUGGACCCUCUCUCUGCUCAUCUCCUUCAUCCCAGUUCAGCUUAACUGGCAUAAAGCUGAAACCACCAGCUACACAGAGCUCAACGGCACCAGUGACCUGCCCCCCGACGACAACUGUGACUUCAGUCUUAACAGAACCUACGCCAUCUCCUCCUCCUUCAUCAGCUUCUACAUCCCUGUGGCGAUCAUGCUCGUCACCUACACCCGGAUCUACCGCAUCGCUCAGAAACAGAUCCGGAGAAUCUCKGCCCUGGAGCGAGCGGCGGAGAGUGCCAAAAACCGCCACAGCAGCAUGGGGAACAGUUCGAACAUGGACAGCGAGAGCUCCUUUAAAAUGUCGUUCAAGCGAGAAACCAAGGUGUUGAAGACACUCUCGGUKAUCAUGGGUGUGUUUGUGUGCUGCUGGUUGCCCUUCUUCAUCCUGAACUGCAUGGUUCCGUUCUGCGAGGUCAACCUGCCAGACGGGUCCACGGAGUUCCCCUGCAUCAGCUCCACCACCUUCGAUGUGUUUGUGUGGUUCGGCUGGGCGAACUCCUCCCUCAACCCCAUCAUCUAUGCCUUCAACGCAGACUUCCGCAAGGCCUUCUCCAUCCUCCUGGGCUGCCACCGGCUCUGCCCGGGGAGCAACGCCAUCGAGAUCGUCAGUAUUAACAACAACAUGGGCGCCCCCGCCUCCAACCCCAACUCUCAGUAUCAGCCCAAGAGCCASAUCCCGAAGGAGGGCAACAACUCGGGAGGUUACGUGAUCCCCCACAGCAUCCUGUGUCAGGAGGAGGAGUUACAGAAGAAAGACGGAUGCAGAGGGGGGGUGAUGGAMGUCGAAACGGGCAACAACACUCUAGAGAAACCCUCCCCAGCCAUUUCUGGGAAUUUGGACAGCGACACUGAGGUCACUCUGGAAAAGAUCAAUCCCAUGACUCAGAACGGGCAGCAUAAAACUGUGACAUGUUGAGAAAAUGUUUGGCAAAGAUGGAUAAAAAAAUACGAAACUGCGAAGAGCUGAAAGAAAAGCCCACAUGGGAGAAUGGUAUGAAGAAAUAUUAAAAACAUUUCUGAGAAUAUAACAAAAAUAUAACCAAGUGACAGGACUAAGACUGUCAGCAAAAAUACGAGGAAAAACAAAACAAACAAACAAACAAAAAAAAACCCUACAGAAUGUUUUCAAGUAAAGGCACUUUAUUCUGGAUAUAACUAUCUGCAAAAUACUUUCAGCAUUUAUUGAUGAAAUUAUACAUUUGAUGAUAAAUGUUGAAAACAUGUACAUUAAAGCAGAAAAACAAUGCAUUUGUAUACAUUUUUACAUGUUUUCAAAGAUGUAUACUCCUGCAUGUGUAUAAUCUACGGUAAUGUCACUAUUCUGUAAGAGAAUAUAUUCAAAGAAGAAAGAAAAUGUAGUGUUAGUAAAAUAUCAUAUAGGUAGGAGCUUUGUAUGUGUUUCAUGAAGGAGAGAACAAUGGGGGUAAGUUAUUGCAGUAAAAUAAGUUACUUAUUGCAGUUAUUUGAAAUUUGAAACAAUUUUGUUGCAAAAUGAACACCUGUAUUAUAAUUGCAAUUUGUUUGAUUUUUUAAAGAGCAGUGUUCUGAUUCAGGCUAAAUGAAGCAGGGGUUAAAUAUUUCUUAGAUUAUAUAAAAGUCAAAUGUGAGGUCCAACUUUAAGUGGAAAAGAGAAAGGCGUGGAAGUGGAAAAAUGACUGUUGUGGUUGAAUUUCCGUUCCCCGUAUCCUGUUUCUCUUCGAUCCUCGGCAAGCCAGGGCCGAACACUUUGUCUCAUCUGAAUUUCCCCCCAUUUUUUGACRUUGUUGCCUUCUUUUUUUCUUUUUAAUCAACUUUGUCUCCAUCUCUGCUGCAUUUUAGUAAAGCAAUUCAUUUGCGUCUCAUCUA
Molecule: messenger RNA, 2938 nt
Organism: Austrofundulus limnaeus
Lineage: Eukaryota; Metazoa; Chordata; Actinopteri; Cyprinodontiformes; Rivulidae
Gene: drd1b
Product: dopamine receptor D1b
Exons: 2
Coding region: 618-2009 (463 amino acids)
Biological process (GO): vasodilation; G protein-coupled dopamine receptor signaling pathway; positive regulation of MAPK cascade
Cellular component (GO): plasma membrane
Molecular function (GO): G protein-coupled receptor activity; dopamine neurotransmitter receptor activity, coupled via Gs
Source: RefSeq, a predicted model, not a curated record